Nothobranchius furzeri (turquoise killifish) is the source of this 5533-nucleotide messenger RNA. Lineage: Eukaryota; Metazoa; Chordata; Actinopteri; Cyprinodontiformes; Nothobranchiidae. The record is from RefSeq and is a predicted model, not a curated record.
CGGUGCCGCUGCUUGACUCAGCACUAGUUAACAAAGUGGAAGAAGAAGAGAAGCCUCAGUUCUGGCUGCCGGCCUUGUGUUCGUGAAUGAAGUCCGCCAAUAAUGUCUGAAGAACAGGCUUCCCCCGGCUCGGAACACCGGUGACCGGUCUCAGGUUUAUUCAGAACUUGGGCAGUGUGUGUGUGUGUGCCUGUAUGUGCGUGUGUGUGUGUGCACACAUGCACAUGCAUUUGUGCACGUGUGGACACUAACUCUAAAGUGAUGGGACCAAGGAGGAAGGCUUCAAAACUGCCCCCUCCAGCAGGCAGCAGUGGAGGGGACGUAGCCCUGAGAGCCGCCGAGCCCAAGGACUACAUCAAUGAACUGUCCCACGAGGUCCUCUGUCACAUAUUCAGGUACCUUCCUAUGAAGGACAUCAUGUGCAUGGAGUUUCUGUCUAAAAAGCUUCGUGAAGCUGUGAGUCUGUACUUGCGAGUAAUCAAACUGGUGGAUCUGUGUGCAGGUCGCUGGUGGGAGUACAUGUGCCUGCAGGUGAGAGGUCCGACCCCGCCGUGACACCCAGAGCAACACAUCCUGUCACUAACCCUAAUUUAAACCUGAUGAAUAAACAUCAGAGAAGCAUGACCUAAGCAUGAAACGUCGGACAGGUUCCUCUGAUCUGUCGACUGAUCCAUAUGAAUUUAUAUCAGAACCUUGAACAGCUUUGAGCCACAGCAGGAAGUGGCUGAAUCACACGUACAAGACCAGGAGGAACCUGGCAACAUGAUUACUCGUACAUCCUGGUGACUGAGCUUGAGAAGAGAUGAGGAAGGGACAACAGUAGCUCAGGAGGUAGAGCGGGUCGUCCAGUAAUCUGAAGGUUGCAGGUUCGAUCCUGGCUCCAACCAGAGAAUGCUGCUGUUGUGUCCUUGGCAAGACUAACCCGCCUUGCCUGUUGGUGGUGGUGGUCGGAGGGCCAGUGCUCGGCAGCCUCGCUCUGACAUCGCGCCCCAGGGCAGCUGUGGCUACAUUGUAGCUCAUCCCCACCAGAGUGUGAAUGUGUGCGUGAAUGGGUGAAUGACUGAUUGUGUUGUGAAGUACCUUGGGGGAGAACCCUAAGAAAGGGCUAUACAAUUACAGGCCAUUUACCAUAUUUUACCAUGUCUUAGGUCAGACAUCUGCUGCCUCUAGUUAAAGAAGAGGUUUCGCUGACAAGUGAAUAAAAAACGGAGGCAGUGGAAGAGUUGCGUUGCUGUUAGCCAAUCAGAGGUGAGAUAUCAUGAAUAUUAAUGAACUAGAUGCCCCAACCAACUUCUACUUCCUGAAGCAUUAGCAUCAGCUUUUUCCCCACAGAGAACGUCCCACAAGACAUUUGUUCAUACCAGAGGCUACAGCAGAUUAAUGGAAAAAUGAGCGUAGAUGUGGAGCACUUGUUUAUUCAACACAUCUGCAGCGGUCUCUAGUAGGUAUGAGUGCCUUGUAAGUCAUACUCUGGGGACAAAAAAAAAACCCAGUGUACCGGUGUCAGGAAUUAGAAAAUUUCACAUCAGAAUAGAGUUUCAGAAUGAUCUGGAGUUUUAUUUCCUGAUAUGUGGACAUCUCUCCUCUGAUUGGCUAACAGCUCUACCACUGACUCAGUUUGCUCUGCAACGUUGAUGUUUUAUCUCCACAAAUAACACAAGCCUCCAUGAAUGUUAGUGACAGUGUGACGUAGAUCUGUCAGGAUUUUCUAAUCCUAGAGUUUCACCGUCAGAAGCUAAUGCAGGAGAUAGGUGUAGGAGACUAUUUUCAUGUUCAGCCUGCAUGAAAAACUCAGUGUGACUCAUUAUAAUCAUAAAUAAUCAUUAAAAAAGUUUUUGGAGUGUUCCCCACCUUUAAGGCUUCUGUUGGUGUGUUAAGGAACAAUUUUGUGUUUGUUUCUAUGUUUGUAGGUUUUACAGACAGUAGCUUUUUGACUCUUUUGAAGAAGAUGCCUGACCUGGAGCAGCUGUACGGUCUUCAUCCUCGUUUCCUUGAAAGGAGACGAGUCCGAGGUUGUGAGGCCUUCAGCAUACCAGGAGUUCUGGAAGCACUGCAAGUCUGUCCAAGUCUGCUGGGAGUUGAGACAUCCCACCUGGAGCUGGUGGAGGCCAUUUGGAACUACAUGCCCCAGGUUCACAUUCUAGGGAAGUUCCGCAACCGUAACGGCGCCUUUCCCAUUCCUGCUGAGAACAAACUCACCAUCCCCACAACUGCAAAAAUCCAGACCCUCCACCUCAUAGGUGUGAAUGUCCCAGAGAUCCCUUGUGUGUACAUGCUUCGCCACCUGUAUCUGAAGUGGGUUCGUCUUACCAAACCGCAGCCGUUUAAGGACUUUCUGUGUGUGAACCUGAGGACGUUUGUCAUGAGGAACUGUGCAGGGCCGACCAACUCGCUGAAGUAUGUCCCGCUGGUUACGGGUUUAGCAUCGGCCCGCAAUCUGGAACAGCUGGAGCUGGUGAGAGUUCCCUUCCUGGGAGGGCUGAUCCAGCAUGUGGUGGAGGACAGCUGGAGGUCAGGAGGAUUCAGGAACCUCCACACCAUUGUGUUUGGAGCUUGUAAAAAUGCUUUGGAGGUGGACUUGGGCUACCUUAUCAUCACCGCUGCUCGCAGGCUUCAUGAGCUGCGCAUCCAGCCUUCACUAACAAAAGACGGUGUCUUCUCAGCCCUCAAAAUGGCCGAGCUUGAGUUUCCUCAAUUUGAGACACUUCACCUGGGAUAUGUGGACGAGUUCCUCUUACAAUGUAAGAUGAGUCACUCUGAGCUGGUGAAGUACGGGCUGGCUGAUGUCGUCGAGAACCCUGGUAUCAUCACUGAUAUCGGCGUAAAGGUGGUGAAUGAAGUGUUGCCUAAUAUCAAGUAUUUGCUCAUCUACAACUGCCCUCACCUUCAUAACCCUCACCACUGGAUGUCUGAUCAGUCCAGAUGGAACCGCCUUGUCGAUCUCACUCUAGUUCGCUGUCAUGCUAUCAAACUGCCGUCCUUUUCCCAGUUCAUAGAGUCCCUCCCCUGUCUGGAGUUUAUCUGCCUGGACCAGAUGUUCAGAGAACCGCCCAAGGGCUGUGCCAGAGUGGGCCUGAGUGCCGGCACGGGAAUCGGAGUGUCUUCUGCUCUGGUCAGCAACCAGAACUCUAACAAUGACAACAACCAGCACCACCCCCCUAAUAACGAGGCCAACGUGCCUCCUCCACCUCCACCUCCACCCCACAACAACAACAACCAGAGGCCGCAGCAGCCGCACGGUGAGCUCUACACAGGUCUGGGUGAAGCAAUGGAAAUAAAUGGAAUGGAGGAAGAUGAUAUGGAUGAAGAAGAUGAGGCUGUUUAUGAAGAAGAAAAGGCUGAAGCUCAGAUCAACGUGGAGGAUAAAGAAGGAGGACUGGGUAUGGAUGAUCCCAGUGGUCAAGUUGGACCCUCAGCCCCCCCUGAUGAGGAACAAGCAGGUCCCAGUGGUUUAAACCAGCAGUGCAGACCCACCUACGGUGCUGCUCACAAGCCACCUCCUGUCAUCUCAGACUCUGACAGUGAGGAAGAGGAGGGUCUUGUUUCAAGGCUGAUGCCUCCUUCCUCGUUUCUACAUCCAGAUUCAUGUCCCAAAGGUAAAGGAAAAACUCCACUUCGGCGCAGCAGCACCGCUGCUGCCUCUGAUCAGUCUAAGCCUCGGCUGUUACAGAGCAGCUGUGAGAAGAGCUGCCAGGUGACCAGCGAACAAAUUAAGGCAGACAUCAAGGCUGCUACUGAGAGCUCUGGAAGGACUAGCAAUAAAGAAAUGACUUGUGAUACUGCGGAGGCCAAUCCAAGACCAAGGACUGAUGGUGGGACAGAACAGAGCACUGGGAAUGCUGAGCAAGGAGCAAACUCCAGAGACAGACCAGUGGCUGGAUCUGCUGCAGUCCACUCCAGCCCAAUGCAGAGAUGUGGAGUAGGAGGUGGAAACACCCACAGAACGAACAACCACCGAGCUUCUGGAUUCAUGAGGAGUGACAAGAACCUGUGUAAAGAACAGACUGGGUGUAGUUUAACACGGGGGGCUGGGGUGAGGAAGGCUUCUGGUUCUGCUGGUGUGGACAGACCAGAGUCCAGAUGUCCUGCUCCUAGCACUCUGGGACAGAGACACAGAGACACUGCUGGGGCUUCCUCUGGUACCGGGUCACACCAAAAUGCCGGUCAGGAUUUUGUUCCCAGAAGGCCUUUGACUAGAUCGUGCACUCGCUUGUCUUCUGCACCUUUGGUACCCGAGACAGAGCUCUGCAGACCCAGGGCUCGAGUGGCAGUAAAAAGGAAACAAAUGGCUGACAAAUCAACCAGCACCUCGGACCCUGUCACCGAGGACGACCACGUUCAGGUUUUGACUUUGAAGAGUAAGAACCUGGUUGGCAUCACGUUAACAAACUGUGGAAUCACUGACCUUGUCCUGAAAGACUGUCCCAAGAUGAUGUUCAUCCAUGCCACCAGGUGUCGAGUGUUGAAGCAGCUGCAGAUCGAGCGGGCGCCCAUUGUCAACAGAUUUGAUUUUGCUCAGUGUAAGAAGCUGGACAUGGAACAGGUUCUGGAUCAGAUCCUUAGAAUGCCUCCAGAGAGAAAUCGCAUCAUCUAUAUGCGCCCGAUGCACCAGAUCGACUCUGUGGCGUUGGAGCGGCAGCUCUUCCAGGGGCCUUAUCCAUAUCAUAUUGCAAUAGUUCACGAGUUCAGCAAUCCACCAAAUAUACGCAACAAAGUUCGCAUUCGCAGCUGGAUGGACACCAUAGCCAACAUCAGCCAAGAGCUGAUCAAGUACGAGUUUUUCCCCGAGGCCACCAGAACAGAAGAAGAUGUGAAGAAGUAUCCCAGAUACCCCUGGGGUCGGGACAUCUACACACUUGAAGGAGUGGUGGAUUGUGCUCCCUACAGCAUGGUGACAGAUUUUCCCUGGCUAAGAACUCUUCGGGCGACCAAUCCUAACAGCUAUGCCCGCUGCGACUUUGAGGAUGAUGAAAGCACCACCAUCUACGCUCCACGGCGUAAAGGACAGCUGUCUGCUGACAUCUGCAUGGAGACCAUUGGUGAGGAGAUCUCAGAGUGCAGACAGAGGAAAAGAGGUGUUUUUCAACGAGUGGUGGUCCUCUUCCUUCAUUACUGUGAUACUCCAGGAGAGCCCGUGGACGACGACUACAUCUGACUGAACAUGUUUUUAUUCACGGACUUCUGCAUCACAACUGCAAGUCUUUAUUAGCUUUAUGAGGAACCAACGGCCAAAUCCGACGACGCUUGUUCUGGACGUUUCAAAGACGGUCGGUGUAAAAAUGUAAUUUGCUGUUAGACUUGUCCUGACGAUGAAACUGGAGAUAGUUUUCUUCCUUUUGAAAUUUAAAUGUUUGAAACAUUUGAUGCCUAACCUCGUUUGUCAGAGCAGUAAUUUAUGUUCAACCAUAGAAUAUUGUAUAUUCAUAUAAAAAAGACAAACCGCUGUUCUGAUGUCAGAUUAAGGCCUUAUUACUGCUGCCUGUUUCUUUCAGAAUGACCUGUUUUUAUGUGCAUAAACAGUUUUUGGAAGCUG